UCAGGUUUCUCCUUUUUACCGCCAGCUGUUUGUCAGGAAUCCGGGAGCGCGCGGGUGGAGGCUCGUGCCCGCUGUCUUCCGCUGGGAUCCUCGGCGGAAGUUUUUACCCCCCGCGUCAUAUUUAGCCCCUCCUCGGCCUGGCUGCACACCUGAGCCGCGGGGCAGAAACACAAGCAGGUAUCCGGAACUGGCGGCGCGUCAGGAGGACCUCCGACCCCCCUGCUGCGAACAUCUCCGGGUCUGGUCGUUUUGAGGAAGUUCUGUUGCAGAAGGAGUUCGGGUCCGGUCCGGACCGUCUGAUUCUCCUCUGACAGCAGCGAAAGGCAGAAAAGAGGCGCGUCAAAGAUCUCCGCGGGCUUCCUUCCAAACAUUUCCGGUGACGGGUCGUCCUGAGGACCUCUGGAAGGAGGCCUGACCCCCGCAGCAUGGGCGAGGCCCCCCGCAGCAUGGGCGAGGCCCCCUUGGCAGAGGACGGUGCGGUGACCCGCUCCGCAGAGUACGUGGGCUCGUUCCCGGUGGAGGACCGCUCCCUGGACGAGCAGAUGGAGCAGCUGAACCUCCAGCUCAGGUCCCUAAAGUCCUGCAGGAGGAGGAGGAGGACCGUGUCCCUGAAGUUCUCCAUCAAAGGAGUCAAAAUGUACAACGAGGAUGAGACGACCCUCCUGAUGGCUCACGCCCUGCACAGGGUGUCCCUGUCCACCGCCCGGCCCGCCGAGGCCCAGUUUGCCUUUGUCUCCCAUAACCCAGGAAGCGCUGACGCCCAGCUCUACUGCCAUGUUUUCAGAGCAAGGCACGCCCGAGCAGCCCAGUUCCUGAACCUGCUGCUAUGCCGCUGUUUCCAGUUGUCUUACCUGGAGAAGCAUCCAGAGGAGGCCCAGGAUGAGUCUGGUGGGUCGGUGCCGCAGCACAACCCGUCCCUGCUCAACCACGGCUUCCCCCUGAGCGUCAGCGCGCUGGUCUCCUUCAGAAGAGCUCCUUUUCAGGGCUUCUUUCUGGGCUCAAAGAAAACAAAGAAAUCCACUGACAGUUUCCAAAGCGGAAAAGAUGACGUUUUUAGCACUUCUUCUCCGUCUCUGACGAGGAAGAAAGUCAUCCGCACCAAAGACCUCCAGUCUGGAGCUUACCGCUCCUUCACCUUCACGCCGCUCAAGCAGCGCAACUUUCAGGAGCGCCUGAGUUUGUCACAAGGAAAGGACCAAAACAAGAAAGUGGCGAGGAGAGCCCGCGCUCCGAGCUUAGCAGAAACGGAAGAGGCGCUGGCUCAGGCCGUGUGGUGCUGGGCUGGAAUCGCCACUGACAGCAGCUUCUCCCUCCUGGCCGAUGACGUUCUGGGCUCCUACCUUCUGUGCUCGCAUCCCAAAAAGCCAAAAUCCAAGUGUCUGGUUGUUCGCUGCCCCGCCGGCCUGUCCACCUUCCUCAUUCAGAACUCCCAGAAAGGGAAGUUCUCUCUGGAGAAAUACAAGUUAAAGUUCCCGUCCAUGGCUGAGCUGAUUGAAUACUACACAGACUCCCAGGACGAGCUGCCGUGUCUGCUGAACUCUGCCCGGGUGAACCACUGCUAUGAGUGGGAGGAGAACGCCGGCAUGCAGCAGGCCGCGAGUCCCAACAGAACAAAAAGUACCCAGAGAAAGGAGUGGAUCUGACCUGCCCUGACACGCUCAGAGGCUCACACAGGGACACUUUCUGUCAGACAUUUAUCACACUUUACUUUUAAGACACGAGGUGUUGGGAGGAAGCCUCACAGAGUCAGGGAGUUGGUUCUCAUCCUGUCUGUAGAACACGUCCAGGUACUUUCAAUGUCAUAUUUUUGUGCUCGCUGCUUUUAAGUGUUUUUUUUUUUUUUAAUAACUCUAUAAGACAUUUCUUCAUGUUUUUAAUGAAUACUUCAUAGAGUGACUGAUAGGAUAUUCUUUUUGUCUUUUUAAGUCUCAGUGGAAAGUCUUGAUAAAAUGUGGCUUCUGUAUCAACCUCUUUUUAAACUAUAAUAAUUGCUUGGUAAACGUUUGACUAACAUUUCUUAAACCCUCAAAUCUUUUGUUUGCAGUGUGCAAUUUUUUUGAUAAGGUCAAAUACUUUUUAUAACUUGGAGAUAUUUUGUGUUUUUUUUGUGCUUCAAAGCACACAAGUGUUUGUUGUUGAAUUUGUACCAAAAGUCCACAGAUGUUCAAGUUUUUGAUAAACAUGCAGGAGAUUAUAAAAGAACUAUCUAAACAUAA
Messenger RNA from Oryzias melastigma (Indian medaka), 2216 nucleotides. RefSeq names its product SH2 domain containing 5 (gene sh2d5). The record is from RefSeq and is a predicted model, not a curated record. Gene Ontology annotation, cellular component: postsynaptic density. Bases 426 to 1643 code for a protein of 405 amino acids. The transcript is spliced from 9 exons. NCBI's taxonomy places the organism in Eukaryota, Metazoa, Chordata, Actinopteri, Beloniformes, Adrianichthyidae.